AAGCGUUACAGCUAAAGCGCUCCCUUAUGCCCACCACACAUUGUGGUCGCCAGACCAGACAGAUACUUGGGGGAGCCCAAUAGAGAGAAAGAGAGAGAGAGAUCAACUUUCCGGUUUCCAGCUCCUCCUCCGCCACUUCCCACCACCAUGGCCGGCGGAGACACCACCAACUCCGUUCUGGCCGGGAACGACUUCACGGCUGCCCCACUUCGAUUGGUCAACGAUGUUGUGAGAAUCUCCAAGGCUGGUUUCAGUGGGCCUUUCAAGAAAGACUGUACUGAUUUGGGGAGAAGAGUUGCACUGUUGGCCCAUUUGCUUGAAGAGAUCAAAGACUUCAGAGGAGAUGUUGGCUGCUCUUCUUCUUCCAGUUCUUGCCUUUAUGAUCUCUCUUUGGCCCUCCAGGCUGCUAAAAAACUGCUUCUUGCUGUUAACAUUUUGGAUUCAGACAGUUCUUCAGUAAGUCAAACUACCUAACUUUAAUUGUUCCUUGUUUGGGGGAAAAUGAUGUUGAUUUUAUGUGUUUUUAUGUUGGGGAUUUUAUCUAUUUUUCUUUGUUUUUGUUGUGCCUUCUGUUUUCAGAGGUGAGCUUCAAACGGUUUUUUUCCCCCUAAAUUAGUUCUCAGCUGUUCUUAGAUUUGAGAAUAAUCAUUUCGGCUUAAUUAUGCGAUCCGAAUACUAUGCCUUUUGCUUGUUUGAAUGCCUGCUUAAUUUCGUUGAGGAUGUUUUAAUCUGUUGAGCUCUGAGGAUGCACGGAUUCCUACAUUUUGGAUUACUCAGUAGAUUCUCUUCAAAUUUGAGAUCUUCUGUUCUUACCAAAGUCAUAACCAUCGUGGUUUUUGAGGAAAUUGAGUCAGUUGUCUAGAAGUUACAAGUAUUGGCAUUUAUUUGAGUUACACUUGAGAUCAAUUCUCCUAUAGCAUUUGCCUUGAGAUAGGCCUUUGAUCCGCAGAGCAUUUGCCUUUAUUACAAAACCAGAGACUUGGGUUACCUAUAUUUUGCCUUUAACAUUGCUCCUCAGAUAGUCCAUGAUCAAAAGUUUUCUACAUUUUGCAGGACUUUAUUUCUCUAUGUGUCUUAUAUGGAUUAUAAGCCAGCCCAUUCAUGUUUUUACAUAGAUGUAGUCGUUGCAUAAUCUAUGUCGAAACAUUUCUCAACAAUUUUUUUUUUCCCUUGUGAAAUUGAAGGAAGAGGCUACACAGAAGUUUGCCUUUCAAUUCCACUGUGUGACACUAAAACUUGAGAAAGCCUUGUCGAAUGUACGAUACGACCAGUUUGACAUUUCAGAAGAGGUUCAAGAACAGGUCGAAUUGGUCAGAUUGCAAUUAAGAAGAGCAAUAAGUAAAUAUGGUGAACCUUUAAUUUCCAACAUACUAUCCAGGGCAUCAUCACAAGCCAUGGAUGCAGAUAUUGAUCAACUUCGUCCUACCUAUGGUGCUACUGAAACGGCAGAAAAGCCAGUAUGUGAUAUGGAAAGCAAUGGUUCAGAUCAGGUUAUCCAAGAACUAGGAAGGCCCAAAAACUCGUCGACAUCAUCUGCUGCUGCUGUCCCUAAGGGUUCUGAAACCGAGCACAUAGACUCCAACAAGAGUACAGAAGAGAAUAAGAAGCUUGAUUCUUCUGUUAUUCCAGAUGAUUUUAAGUGCCCAAUAUCUCUUGAAUUGAUGAGGGAUCCGGUUAUUGUGGCUACAGGACAGACUUAUGAAAGAUCAUACAUACAGAGAUGGAUAGAUUGUGGUAACACUACAUGCCCAAAAACGCAGCAGAAAUUGGAAAAUCUGAAACUUACGCCGAAUUAUGCUUUACGAAGUCUUAUAAGUCAGUGGUGCACAAAGCACAACAUAGAGCAACCAACAGCAAUAACAAAUGGGAGGAUUAAAAAGAGUGAUGGGUCUUUCCGUGAUGUUAGUGGUGACAUAGCAGCUAUUGAAGCAAUUGUCCAAAAACUAUCAAGUAGGUCUGUUGAAGAGCGCAGAGCUGCUGUAGCGGAGAUCCGGUCGCUUUCCAAACGAAGCACUGAUAACCGCAUUUUAAUUGCUGAAGCUGGAGCAAUCCCAAUUCUUGUCAAUUUAUUGACAUGUGAAGAUAAUCAAACACAGGAGCAUGCGGUCACUUCAAUUCUCAAUCUUUCCAUAUUUGACAAUAACAAAGGGCUGAUUAUGCUUGCUGGUGCUGUUCCUUCCAUAGUCCAGAUCCUUAGAUCGGGGAGCAUGGAAGCACGAGAGAAUGCUGCUGCAACCAUCUUUAGUUUGUCUCUUGUGGAUGAGAAUAAGAUAAUAAUUGGAGCCUCUGGAGCAAUAACUGCUUUAGUUGAAUUGCUUGAGCAUGGGAGCCCUAGAGGGAGGAAAGAUGCUGCAACAGCAUUGUUUAACUUGUGCAUUUAUCAAGGGAACAAAGGUAGGGCUGUGAGGGCAGGCAUUAUUGCAUCAUUACUGAAAAUGCUAACCGAUGCAAGCAGUGGCAUGAUAGAUGAAGCGCUAACCAUUCUUUCUGUUCUUGCUGGGCACCACGAUGCUAAGGUUGCCAUCGUUAAAGCCAGCACAAUUCCCGUGCUGAUAGAUCUGUUGAGAACUGGCUUACCCCGUAACAAGGAAAACGCGGCUGCAAUUUUACUCUGCUUGUGCAAAAGGGAUCCCGAUAACCUAGCCUGUUUAAGUAGGCUCGGAGCAGUGAUACCUCUUUCAGAGCUUGCUCGGAAUGGCACGGAAAGAGCAAAGCGGAAAGCAACAUCAUUGCUAGAGCACCUGCGGAAGUCACAGCAACAGGUGCCGCAGCAGCAACACCAUUAAAAGAAGAAAGAUCCUUCUUUUCUUUUAUUUUUUUUUUAACUUUUGAUUCAUAACUGACCCCUUAUAGUGUUUUCCACGGUCUAUUUUUUUGUGAGUGUUACAACAAAAUGUGACGUUUCACUGAUGAGAAGCCUAAAAAUUAAAGGCUUCUCAUCUUUUACUCUGUAACCUGUAUCAUACACUUCAUUAAUUGUGUGUGUACCUUGAAAAUCUUUUACCACGAGUGUGCCAAAGAUUGGGCAUUUUGUUCUUGAAAUUAUGCAGUAUUUGAGACUCAUUUCCUU
Molecule: messenger RNA, 3070 nt
Organism: Oldenlandia corymbosa var. corymbosa
Lineage: Eukaryota; Viridiplantae; Streptophyta; Magnoliopsida; Gentianales; Rubiaceae
Source: the annotation of a GenBank genome assembly